Chelmon rostratus (copperband butterflyfish) is the source of this 768-nucleotide messenger RNA. RefSeq names its product tetratricopeptide repeat domain 9B (gene ttc9b). The transcript has 3 exons. Gene Ontology annotation, molecular function: protein binding. Bases 1 to 738 code for a protein of 245 amino acids. NCBI's taxonomy places the organism in Eukaryota, Metazoa, Chordata, Actinopteri, Chaetodontiformes, Chaetodontidae. The record is from RefSeq and is a predicted model, not a curated record.
AUGCACAGCACGCUGCUCCGGUCCUCCCCUACAAAACACACAUUCGUGUCCGAGCACCAUGGCCCGCUCCAGCCGCUUUCACUGAGAGACAUGGAAGCCAAACAGCACCCGAUAAAGAGCCUAAAAAGCUACCCGGAGACCGGUGGCCGGAGCCUGGCAGCGGCCGCCGGAGGCGACGGCGGCGGGUAUCGAGCCGGCUCGGCUGAAAUGGAGAUGGAGGCGAAGAUCCAGAAAGCCAUCGACUUCAAGGCGGAGGGUCACCGCUGCUAUAAGGAGAAGAAAUUUCGGGAAGCGAUCGGCAAGUACCACCGGGCGCUGCUGCAACUCAAAGGGGUUCAUGUUGUUGACGGGACGACGGGCUCCGAGGUCAACCUGCUGAACCAAGCCGCGGCCAAGCUGACCGAGGAGCAGCGGAGAGCCGUGGAGAGCACCGAGAUUGAGUGCUACGACAGCCUGACAGCGUGUCUGCUGCAGUCAGAGCUGGUAAACUAUGAGAGAGUGAAGGAGUACUGUCUGAAGGUGCUGAGCCACCAGAGAGACCACUUCAAGGCCAUGUACCGAGCCGGCAUCGCCUUCUAUCACCUGGGUGACUACGAAUGUGCCCUGCGCUACCUGCGUGAUGCAAAGAACCGCGAGCCCACAGACACCAACGUGCUGCGGUACAUCCAGCUGACAGAGAUGAAGAUGAGCAAGAGUGGACAGCGGGAACGAGAGAGCGGCAAAGAGACCCAGGGCUAACCCUCGACCUUUUCACCCUCCUGACCCCUC